AUGGAAGAUAAGCUCAUGCGGGUCACCUGUCUCCAUGCCCCAUCAUCCUACCAGCAUCGACAGCUACUAUGGGAUCAGCUACGCACCAUCAGCACACUUAACAAUCUCCCUUGGAUAUGUGCCGGAGACUUCAAUGAAAUCCUAUAUGCUUGGGAGAAAGUAGGAGGGCGAUCCCCAAACAGGUAUAGAAUUCAAUCCUUUCGUGAUGUCAUCAAUGACUGUGCUUUUAUGGAGAUUGAAAGUAAGGGAUGCAAGUUUACGUGGUCAAAUAAUAGAGAUGGUCCGGAUCAAAUUAAGGAAAGGUUGGAUCGUGUUUUGUGCACACCGGAGUGGCGUAUCCUAUACCCUGAAGCCCAAGUCUUUGCGUUGCCUCCCCUGGGUUUUGAUCAUAGUCCUAUUAUCAUCUCAACAUCACCAUCUUAUCCGAGGGGCCAACGCAAUUUUGUUUUUGAGGCUUAUUGGAACCAAGACCCGGAGUGUCGCAAGGUCAUUGCUACCACCUGGAAUUCAGUCGAGUUGCGCAACACCAAUUUACUACGCAAACUUAGAAUUGUCUCUUCCAAGCUGCACAAAUGGAGUAGAUCCAAGUUUGACAAUGUUCAGUUGAUGGUACUGGCACUACAACAGCAGCUCCAAUUGUUGGUUAAUAAGCCUUACAGAUCCAGUACUGACGCUGAAGAAGUUGCCUCUCUUCGUGGGAAAAUCAGAAACCUUUGGCAGCAGGAAGAACAAUUUUGGGCUAUGCGCUCCCGAAUUAACUGGCUUCAAUGGGUGGGUUCCCAUGCCUAUAGUCCGAUAAUUGCUCAAUGCCGGGCCCUAGUUACUGAAGAGAUGAAUGCCCAGUUAACUGCUAUGGUCACAAUGGAGGAGGUCAGAGUUGCUACGUUCCAGUUGGGUGCGACCAAGGCUCCAGGCCUCGAUGGUCUCAACGGACUUUUUUAUCAGACACAUUGGGAUAUAAUUCAACACAACAUUUUCAGGUUAGUUCAAGACUUCUUUACUUCAGGGGUUAUGCUUGCUGAGCUUAACAAAAUAGUACUUGUUCUAAUUCCUAAGAUCAACCACCCUGAAAGUCUAGAUCAGUUUAGACCGAUUAGCCUCUGCAACUUUGCGUAUAAGAUUAUAUCUAAGGUAUUGGCGAAUCGCCUGAAACCUUGGCUGGGGGAUCUCAUAUCAGUAGAACAAGCUGCUUUCGUGAGUGGGCGUCAAAUUCAGGAUAAUGUGUUAGUUGUCCAGGAGGUUAUUCAUCAAUUUAAGACAAGGAAAAGGAAGCGGAACUUUAAUGCUUUACUCAAAUUAGAUAUGCAGAAGGCCUACGACAAAGUUGAAUGGGAUUUCUUACUGGAUUAUCUCCUUACUUUGGGUUUUCACCCCUCGUGGGUUAGACUAGUGAUGCAAUGUAUUACUACUACUUCCUUCAGCAUCAACAUCACAAUAUCUCCUCUAACUAUUACUCGUCUAGAUGAGUGGAUCACAGCAAGAGCAACAGAGUCGAAAGCCGUACCUGGAUUGCAGAAGAUCGCCCAUGUUCUGUGGAAGAUUUGGUGCUCCCGUAACAACUAUAUCUUCCGUCGAAUUUGUCCAGAUCCACAGCGUGCUGUCACUGAUGCUCUAGCACAGGCGCGAAUCCAGACCCUUUCCUCCCAACACGACCAUCGAAUUGACCACUCCAAAACAGGGGACUCCAAUGAACGCCAAUCACUACCUAUUUGGACACCUCCGCAACAUGGAUUCCUUAAAUGUAACAUAGAUGCAUCUCACUUUCCAGGCACUUAUCAUGGCACUAUGGCCUGUAUCAGUAGAAAUCACCAAGGAAUUCUUACCGAUGUCUAUACACAAGAAAUCACAACAGCUUCAGCAUUUCCGGCAGAGGUUCAGUCACUUGCCCUCGCUCUUAAACGUCUGCUGCAACAGGGCAUCAACAUGGAGAACAUCAUUAUAGAGAGCGACUUCUUGGCCUUGAUCGACAUCCUUCACCAGAAACGAACGCCGCCGUGGGAAGAACGAGUCCUUUUCGCGGAGAUCCAUAGCUUCCUCGCUCUGUGCCCUAAUUUGCGUCUCCAGUACUGCAGAAGAGAGGCAAAUGGGGUUGCCGAUUGGGCCGCCAGAGCCCAUGGCAAAAAUGAUUUGGCCCACAACUAG
Messenger RNA from Eucalyptus grandis, 2142 nucleotides. RefSeq lists its product as uncharacterized. Lineage: Eukaryota; Viridiplantae; Streptophyta; Magnoliopsida; Myrtales; Myrtaceae. Bases 1 to 2142 code for a protein of 713 amino acids. The transcript has 3 exons. The record is from RefSeq and is a predicted model, not a curated record. Gene Ontology annotation, molecular function: nucleic acid binding; RNA-DNA hybrid ribonuclease activity.